This is a messenger RNA of Osmerus eperlanus (European smelt), 4101 nucleotides long. It is a transcript of the gene smc2, whose product is annotated as structural maintenance of chromosomes 2. Lineage: Eukaryota; Metazoa; Chordata; Actinopteri; Osmeriformes; Osmeridae. The coding region runs from base 133 to 3738 and encodes 1201 amino acids. The record is from RefSeq and is a predicted model, not a curated record. The transcript has 25 exons. Gene Ontology annotation, biological process: chromosome organization. Gene Ontology annotation, cellular component: chromosome. Gene Ontology annotation, molecular function: ATP hydrolysis activity; ATP binding; protein binding.
UUCAAGUUUGUAGAGAGGAAAGGGAAUUUCUGUUGUUGACGGUGCAACACUGGCUUGAAAAGCCAAACUAUUUAAAUAUAUUAAAUCUACCAAAAUCAGCACCGAAAGCAGCAGGAAAAGGAUACCGUAAAAAUGCAUAUCAAAUCUAUCAUCGUUGAGGGUUUCAAGUCGUACGCACAGAGAACAGAAAUCAACGGAUUUGAUCCGCUAUUCAACGCUAUCACGGGACUCAACGGCAGUGGAAAAUCUAAUAUCUUAGAUUCCAUAUGCUUUCUACUGGGUAUCACCAAUUUGUCACAGGUACGUGCGUCCAAUCUCCAGGAUUUGGUGUAUAAGAACGGGCAGGCUGGAAUCACCAAAGCAACUGUGUCCAUCACGUUUGACAACUCGAACAAAAGCCAAAGCCCACUAGGGUUCGAGACACACGAUGAAAUCACUGUCACGAGACAGGUCGUCAUUGGAGGUAGAAAUAAAUACCUUAUCAACGGGGUAAAUGCCAACAAUACCCGUGUGCAAGACCUGUUCUGCUCCGUAGGUCUCAACGUCAACAACCCGCACUUCCUGAUCAUGCAGGGGAGAAUCACAAAGGUCCUGAACAUGAAACCCCCAGAGAUCCUAGCCAUGAUCGAAGAAGCCGCAGGCACCAGGAUGUACGAGUGUAAGAAGAUCAGCGCCCAGAAAACCAUUGAGAAGAAGGAGGCCAAGCUCAAAGAGAUCCAAACGAUCUUGGAUGAGGAGAUCACACCCACCAUGCAGAAACUGAAAGAGGAAAGAUCUUCCUACCUGGAGUACCAGAAGCUGAUGCGUGAGAUCGAGCACCUGAGCCGCCUGUACGUGGCCUGGCUGUUUGUGUGCGCCGAGGAGACCAAGGUGAAGUCGGCAGAGGACCUGCGGGGCAUGCAGGAGGCCAUUGCCCAGCUUCAGGCCAACAUGGCGGACAACAAGCGCAAGGUCCAAGAGCUCACGGACGAGAUCCAGGAGCUGCAGAAGAAGAGGGACAAGGAGGUGGGUGGAGUGCUUAAGACUCUGGAGGAGGCUCUGUCAGAAGUGCAGCGUGUGGACGCCAAGGCCCAGAGCGCCCUGGACCUGAAGAAACAGAACUUGAAAGACGAGACCAAGAAGAGAACGGAGCUGGUCAAGAACAUGGAGGAAGAUAAGAAGAUGCUGCUGACGAAAGAGGCCGAGGUGUCCAAGGUGGCGGAGAAGCUGAGCUCCCUGCAGGAGGAGGCCCAGAAGGACAGCGCCGCCCUGGAGGCCGCCCAGCAGCACUUCAAGGCCGUGUCGGCCGGCCUCUCCACCAACGAGGACGGAGAGGCGGCCACGCUGGACGGCCAGUUGAUGGCGUGCAAGAACGACAUGAGCAAGGCCGACACUGAGGCCAAGCAGGCCCAGAUGAAGCUGAAGCAUGCCCAGGCGGAGCUGAAGACCAAGCAGGCGGAGGUGAAGAAGAUGGACGGCGGCUAUAAGAAGGACCAGGACGCCUUCCAGGCUGUGAGGAGCAGCAAGGACAAACUGCAGGCCGAGAUCAACAAACUCAACUACGAAGAUGAAAAGGAGGAGGGACUGCUGGACAGGAAGAGGCAGCUGAACAGAGAGGUGACCAAGCUCAGGGAGACUAACGAGAGCCUCAUGGCACGCUUCCCCAAUCUCCGCUUUGACUACAGAGACCCUGAGCAUGGGUGGGACCGCAGCAGAGUGAAAGGUCUGCUGGCCAAUCUGAUCACAGUCAGCGACGUCUCCUACGCUACUGGGCUGGAGGUGGUGGCUGGGGGACGGCUCUACAAUGUGGUGGUCGACACCGAGGUGACGGGUAAAACGUUGCUGGAGAAGGGCGAGCUGAAGAGGCGCUACACCAUCAUCCCCCUCAACAAGAUCUCAGCCAGGACUCUCAACGCCGGCGUGAUCCACGCCGCCAAGGCCCUGGUGGGGCAGGACAACGUGCACACGGCCCUGUCCCUGGUGGGCUACGAGGCCGACCUGAGGAAAGCCAUGGAGUACGUGUUUGGCUCCACCCUGGUGUGCGACACCCUGGAGAACGCCAAGUGCGUGGCCUUCGACAAGCGUGUCAUGACCAAGACGGUCACCCUGGGGGGGGACGUGUUCGACCCCCAGGGCACGCUCAGCGGAGGCUCCCGCGCCCAGACGGCCUCGGUGCUGUCCUGCCUGCAGGAGCUGAGGGAGGUGCGGGAGAGCCAGGCGGCCAAGGAGGCGGAGCUCCGCGACCUGGACAAACAGCUGGCCAGCUUGAAGGGAACAGCCGAGAGGUUCCGCCACCUGAAGCAGCAACUGGAUCUGAAGACUGAGGAGGAGGAGAUCCUGCAGGCCAAGCUCAAACAGAGCUCCUUCCACCAGCAGCAGGAGGAGCUGGACAUGCUGCGCAAGACCAUCGAGGAGAGCGAGGAGACCCUGAGGAGCACCAAGGAGACUCAGAAGAAAGCGGAGGAGAAGUACAAGGUCCUGGAGAACAAGAUGAAGAACGCUGAGGCGGAGCGGGAGAAGGAGCUGAAGGCCGCCCAGCAGAAACUCAACUCGGCCAAAGUCAAGGCUGACACCUUCAGCAAGAAGCUCAAGGAGAAGCAGCAGGAGGCGGAUGCCUUAGCGCUGGAGCUGGAGGAGCUGAGGAGGGAACAGACGGGCUACGAGCAGCAGAUCCAGAUGGUGGACGAGGCCACAAAGGCCAUCCAGGAACAGAUAGACAACAUGGCCACCACCGUGGCCCAAAACAAGGAGUCAGUGCGUACAGCCCAAGAGGAUCUGGCCAAGCAGAAGGAGGUGAUCGUUGCCCAGGACAAGGAGGUUAAGGUGAAGAGCACGGAGGCCAAUGGGAUGAUGGAGCAGACCAACGAGGCCCAGCUGAAGAUCAAAGAGCUGGAGCACCACAUCAACAAGCACCGCAAAGACAGCCAGGACGCCGCCGCCAAGGUGUCUCAUAUGCUUAGGGAGCACGACUGGAUCCCCCUGGAGCGCCAGCUGUUCGGCCAGCCCAACACGGCCUAUGACUUCAAGGCCAACAAUCCCCGUGAGGCGGGCCAGAGGCUGCGCAAGCUGGAGGAGAGCAAAGACCGUCUGGAGAGGAGCGUCAACAAGAGAGCCAUGAACAUGCUGAGUCAGGCCGAGGAGAGGUACAACGACCUGAUGAAGAAGAAGAGGAUCGUGGAGAACGACAAGUCCAAGAUCCUCCAGACCAUCGAGGAGCUGGACCAGAAGAAGAACGAGGCUCUCAACAUUGCCUGGCAGAAGGUGAACAAGGACUUUGGCUCCAUCUUCUCCACCCUGCUACCUGGGGCUGAUGCCCGCCUCGCUCCCCCAGAAGGCUGCGGGGCCCUAGAGGGCUUGGAGUUCAAGGUGGCUCUGGGGAACACCUGGAAGGAGAACCUCACUGAGCUCAGUGGAGGUCAAAGGUCUCUGGUGGCCCUGUCCCUGAUCUUGGCGAUGCUGCUGUUCAAGCCAGCUCCCAUCUACAUCCUAGACGAGGUGGACGCUGCCCUCGACCUGUCCCACACACAGAACAUCGGACAGAUGCUGCGCACACACUUCACACACUCUCAGUUUGUGGUCGUGUCUCUGAAAGAUGGCAUGUUCACCAACGCCAACGUUUUGUUCAAGACCAAGUUUGUGGACGGGGUGUCGACGGUGAGCAGGACCACCCAGAGCCAGAGUGACUCGAACGCACCACACAAGGGACAUGACAAGGCUCGCUUCAAGGACAAGAGGCAGAAGCAGGUCAUCACUAACUAGUUUCAGCUCAUGCUAAAGUGCUCAAAAUUGAAUAUUGUCGCUCGCUAAGCCCUGCUAUGGUCUAAUUGUAUGUAACUUUUCUUUUGCCCUCAUGUCAGUGGAACUGUGGUGGUGCAGUGUUUUUUUAACUAAUGUAAUUUUGUUCUGUGUAUAUCUUUUGGGUUUGUCAGAUGACGGGUAGCUGAAUAGCCUACUUGUCAUGGGUGAACAGCUCCAAACAAUUGUCUAUUUCUGUUUCCUAUUAUGUCAUUAGUAAUUACUUAACAUCUAUUUAGCUUUGUGUAUGUCCAGUCUUAUCUAUUCAGGAUCUUCAACUGUUUUUUACUGAGACAGGUUUUAAUAAAACACCUUUAAUUAAACUUG